This is a messenger RNA of Trematomus bernacchii (emerald rockcod), 2885 nucleotides long. RefSeq names its product chromosome unknown C21orf91 homolog (gene cunh21orf91). The record is from RefSeq and is a predicted model, not a curated record. NCBI's taxonomy places the organism in Eukaryota, Metazoa, Chordata, Actinopteri, Perciformes, Nototheniidae. The transcript is spliced from 5 exons. Bases 118 to 990 code for a protein of 290 amino acids.
CUUCUUCUCUGGAUUUGCCGUGACGCUUCGAUGUUUGUGUGCUCUCUGUGGCAAAGAACAGAGGGGUCCACACAAAAGGAAUAGCUACCCGCAACUACACCUAAAUAAAGAAGCACAAUGGAUGAAGAGGAGCAGUUUGUGAACAUCGAUUUAAAUGACGACAAUAUCUGCAGUGUUUGCAAGCUAGAGACGGAUACAGGGACCACGUCUUUCUGCCAUGUGUGCUUUGAACUCAGCAUUGAAGGUGUCUCCUCUGCUAUCUUGUUGCACUCGAAGUCCCUGCGCGGCCACAGAGACUGCUUUGAGAAAUGCCACCUCAUCGCCAACCAGAAGCUGUCACGUUCCAAGGUCUCCAAAAGUGCUUACGAGGGCAUGAAGCUGGCCUUCAGCCAGAAACUGAACCGCAUCAUCCAGUAUGCCCAGAACAAAGACUCUGUCUCCUCUAACGGGCCGGGCAGACGAGGGUCCAAGCUCCUCUGUUACAGCCAGCAGAGCGACCGCAAGCUGUUGCCCCAGUCGGACGCCCAGGUGCCGCGCUACACGCCCUGCUGGGACACAGGCAGGGCUACAGACAGGCCGGACUACACCAUGGGGGUGUUGGAGCGCCACACAGUGGAGAAGCUGGGGCUGCUGCAGGAGGCUCACUCUGACGUCUGGUCCAGUGACGGCAGGAAAGGUCUACACAGCCGGAACCAGUUAUCAGGAGGAGGACAGGCACAGCGCAGGCACCAGGGCCACAGCACAGAUGAAUUGACUAACAUGAGUGUGGACCAACUCCAUCAGCUGAACAGCCAGCUGCUGAUGCAGAUUCAAAAGGUGUUUGAGGAGCUGACGGAGGCCGUGCAGGAGAAAGACUCGUUGGCGUCAGAGCUGCAUGUGCGUCACAUCGCCAUCGAGCAGCUCUUUAAGAACUGUGCCAAGCUGCCCUGGCUGCACAUCAGCAGGGCGGGGGUCAAGGCCAGCAGCAGCAGCAGCGACCCUGUGGAGUGAGGGGGGGGGGGUCUGACAAACACUGAAACGCCUUUAUGUAUAGUGAGUGACUUUAACGACACAGCGUUGUGGCCGUGACACGGCCUCUGUUCUGGUGGUUGCGGUGAUGAGCGAGGUUAAGGUGUGCAGUUCAAACAAAUACAUGGUCUGGUCUGUGAAUUGAAUUGCACAUGUCAUGUAGCAAGGAUGCAUGUAAAUCCAGGGGGGGGGGCGCUGAUAGACGAUGAGGUGGACAUCCUCCUUAAAAAACGAUCUUUUCAGAUUGAAUUUUAUCUUGCUAAGCUUGCUGUUAACAUUUUGGUAUGGUUCUCAUCUCUGUGGAUACAUUUGAAAGUUGUUUCUCAUUAUAUCAGAUAUGGAUAUUUAAAUAUGGGUCUUAGCUUUGCCUAAUACUCUUACAUAUGAUCAGAUGGAUCUGUGGGGAAAGUGAUGAGUUACAGUAUUUGAUAACAUGGUGCAGAAUACAUAAAGCAGAUUAGCUGGAUGAUAUGUAUCAUAUUCACAGAUGCUGCCAGCAGUAUUGCUUGAUAACGGUUCUGAAGUGAAGCAUGGACCACGUUUCAGCCUUUUCUUCCAGCGGCACACUGACAAUAUAACACAUGUUCAUCUUGCCUUCGAGCUGCCCUCAUUUGACUUGAUCAGUUAUGAAAACUGUGGUAAUCAGAUAUAUUUUAUAGUAAAUAAAAAAGUAAAAUAUUGAAAUAAUAUCAAGUCCAAUGUGGUAAAAGGCAUGGGCAAUUGCAAUAAGGCACCGUAAAGCACCUCUGCAGCAAAGCCAAAUCAAAAAGUGUGAAAGGUGAAAGGCUGUGCUGGCUCUGCAGGCUGUGAUUUGAGGGAGAUGACUACUUUGGGAGUGUCCGUGAAUAAUACUGAAUACAUUAAACAGCUGAUAGCUCAGUUAUUAUACCUGUGGCUUAAAGUGAAAGGUAUUUUGAUUUUAAUUCAGCUUUCGCUUUUAUAGUAUUUUAAUUGCUGUUGAGAUUUACUUGAUAUUUAGCUGUGAAGCACAAGCAGCAUGUAUGGCUAUACACUGAACGAGGGCUAUUGCAACAAGAGAGGUUAAACUUAUAAAAAGAAAUCUAGCUGCCAAACCAAAGUGUGUAUUUGUUCUGUUUCCCAUUAGCAGAGGAAGAUGCAAUACCAAACUGAUUUAAAUGUGUUUGAUUGACUUCUUGCUUCAGUGUUUGUAAUAAUGAAAGUACACACAGCGUAUGUUUUAUGAUUUAUUUCUUUCAUUUUUUUAUUUGUCUUUCAUGUGCAGUGGUAACGUUGGUUGCUUUCUCAGCUCUAUGUGUGAGGGCUGCCUUGGUGUCACAGCAAUACAAACACAAUACUUUGGUCUACUGUGUCUUUGAACAAAAGGGGACUUUAUUAACAAUGUGGUUUGUUUAUGAUUCAGGCACCUAUGCAAGAAAAGUCCAAUAAAUCAGAAGCCUUAUUGAAUAUAAAUAUCUAAAAGAAUAUGAGUCAUCUGAGUUUCCGUCAGAAGAGGUCUCAGAGCUACCUGAGUUAAAAAAUCUGGGGAAAUAAACGGUUCUCUUCUGCUCUCUCUUUGUAAGAGAUUCAAUGUAUUUGACCCCUUUUUAGGGUUUAAGAUUUUAGCACUAUUUUUAAUUAAAUGAUUCAGUGUGCUUGAGCUUUUUUCAGAUUAAUGGUCCUUAAUGCAAAACCUUCAAUCUUCAGUUUUGAUGUGUUUUUAAAUAUGAAUGCUGUGUCUUUUUGUAUACCGUGUGAACAUGCCUAUGCUUCUGCUCAUCAUAAAGCCCAGGCUGGAGAUGUGAGCUGUUACACCUCCUGAUGUUAGGCCUGACUAGGUUUCUUUUCUAAAGUUGAACGAAGCUACAUUUGUGUUGUGUGAUGAAUAUUUAUUGUGUGUGUUCACAUGCUGUGUUUUU